This is a messenger RNA of Tripterygium wilfordii, 1856 nucleotides long. Its product is annotated as AT-hook motif nuclear-localized protein 6-like. The transcript is spliced from 5 exons. Bases 527 to 1525 code for a protein of 332 amino acids. Gene Ontology annotation, molecular function: minor groove of adenine-thymine-rich DNA binding. The record is from RefSeq and is a predicted model, not a curated record. NCBI's taxonomy places the organism in Eukaryota, Viridiplantae, Streptophyta, Magnoliopsida, Celastrales, Celastraceae.
UUUCCCCAUUUUUCUGCUUUAUUUAUUUCUUCUCCUUUUCCUGGAAAACCCUAAAAAAAAUUCUCUUGUCUUGAAGAAAUUCUGCAAUCACGCAGAAAAUUUUCAUUUUUUACCCUGUAAUUUUUGCAAGGUUCAUGUUAACUUUUUUGCUGUAUCAAAAUUUUCACCAUCGAAGCUCUGUGCAGCGUCUGCAAUGGUGGAGUUUUAAUCCACAAAGUUCUUCUUUUGUGCUUCACAGAGCAAAGCAGAUGGUAAAAACUGUAUUAUUUAGCUGAUCUUCAAGAAUUCAACUAGGGCCUUGGGUUUUUUUUUUUUUUUUUCUUUUAAUUUCUGUAGAACUCGAGCUGUUCUUCUUCAUAUUUCAGCUCAUUUUCCUUAUAUGAAUUUGAUUAAUGAUCAAUUUCUUCAUGUAUUAGUUGUAGGUAAUUUUUUGUUAUUUAUUGUUUAGGUAUUAGAGUUGUAAAGGUUUUAGAGAUUUUUGGAGGGCUUUUGGUUGUUUGAUCUGUCUUUGGAGGCAAAAGAGGGAAUGAAUUCUGAGGUUGCACUGAGGGGCGAGGAAGCUCCUGAUAGCUAUAGAAUUGUCGCUAGGGCUACUGAAAACCCUAGCCAACUACCCGGUCCCACAAUGGCCUCUCCGGUGGGCGUGGCAGUGCCUCUUGCUUCGGGUACUGAGGUGGUAAAAAAGAAGAGGGGGAGGCCAAGAAAGUACAGUGCCGAUGGGACAGUGACGACGGCCCUGUCUCCCACACCAAUAUCAUCAUCGAUUCCACUCACCGGAGACUUCUCAGCUUGGAAACGAGGGCGCCAAAUUGAUUCCAUAAAGAAGUCUCAUAAAUUUGAAUAUGAGACCCCAGGUAACAAAAUUGCUUACUUUGUUGGAGCAAAUUUCACACCCCAUGUUAUCACAGUCAAUGCGGGUGAGGAUGUUACAAUGAAGGUUAUGUCAUUUUCGCAGCAAGGUGCUCGUGCUAUAUGCAUUCUUUCUGCAAAUGGUACCAUUUCAAAUGUUACACUUCGUCAACCAUCUUCUUCUGGGGGCACUCUAACAUAUGAGGGACGUUUUGAGAUACUCUCUUUGUCUGGAUCGUAUACACCUAUUGAGAAUGGAGUUACAAAGAGUAGAUCUGGAGGAAUAAGCGUGUCUCUGGCUGGCCCGGAUGGUCGUGUUUUUGGGGGAGGACUUGCUGGUUUGUUGGUAGCAGCAGGGCCUGUGCAGGUUGUUGUGGCCAGUUUUCUGCCUGGUCACCAGCAGGAGCAGAAACACAAAAAGCAGAGGAGUGAGCCUGCAGUAGUUGCCACCCCAAUCACCACGAAUGCUCUCUCUGUAAUCUCUGCAGAAGAACUGAAACAGGCCUAUGGUGGAAUAAAUCCAACUGUUGCUCCCUCUUCAUCCUUCCGUGGAGACAAGUCAGCUUCUCUGAAUCCACUGCAAGGCUUCAGUAACUCAGCUGCUGACGAUAAGACAUCUUCUCCCGGAGAUGAUUCUAAUGGCCCAGACCAAUCAAACUGUGAGGUUUCUUUGUGAUCAAGUUCAAACUUUGUACCCUUGUUGUAUCUUCAUUGUUUUUUAUGCAGAAUAACAGCGUUAGGUUAACCUGUCUGGAACAAGUAUAAAUGAAUUGGCUUUUUUAAGGACAAACUAGGCUUUAACAUGGAGAUGUAUUUUCCCGAGAGUUGUGCUAUUUCUGAUUAGCUUUAGGUAGGAUUUAUUUAGGAUUAUCCCGCGGCUGGUGCCACGGUGUACCAUCUAGUGUUGUCUGAUUUGGUAGUGUAACAUUUCGAGAUGUAUGAAACCUGAUGUUGUUUAUGACUUUAUCAUUCAAAAGUGCCAACUUGAAGCACUACAUUAGACAUAA